Parus major (Great Tit) is the source of this 6979-nucleotide messenger RNA. It is a transcript of the gene ZNF536, whose product is annotated as zinc finger protein 536. Lineage: Eukaryota; Metazoa; Chordata; Aves; Passeriformes; Paridae. Gene Ontology annotation, cellular component: nucleus. Bases 921 to 4838 code for a protein of 1305 amino acids. The transcript is spliced from 9 exons. Gene Ontology annotation, molecular function: RNA polymerase II cis-regulatory region sequence-specific DNA binding; DNA-binding transcription factor activity, RNA polymerase II-specific. Gene Ontology annotation, biological process: regulation of DNA-templated transcription. The record is from RefSeq and is a predicted model, not a curated record.
GACCAAGCUGCGCCGUGUUAAAUGGUUUCUUAGUUGCUAGACAGGGAGAAAAAAUGGACGAUCACAGACCAUUCUUUGUAGAUUAUUAUAUCAAGGGUUCAGCUUUUGGCUCAUCAAAGCUAAAUGCCGCAAGACCUAUCUAGUUGCUGUGAAUUAUGCCAAGACGACAAUGGAGUGCUUUUUUAAUGGUACAAUGCAUUUCACCUACCAGAUAGGGGGAGUCCACGCUGAGAGAUGGGGAUGUCUUGUGAUGUUGGGUGAUCAGUAUCAAUGAAGGGGGUUAUUCUGAAAAGAGACAGAUUAAAAUAAAGCGCUCUUUGCUCGGGAUGUGCUGGAAGCAGUUGGGAGGGCUACCCGGAGCGGGCGGCCGCGGCAGCCCCGCGCCGCACUUUUCCCCCUCCGCACAAGAAAAUGAUCAAGUCAAUCAUGUGGACAUGCUUCAUUAUUCAUUGAACACAAUCUUUUACAACGCUCCGUUUACGUGCGGGAGUUUCUUCUACGCUUUGCUUUAAAUUUUAAGGUUUUAUUUUUCCAGUUGUGACCUUCAGUACCCAUCCUGUGUCUUUUAAGAAUUUCCUCAUCCAGGGAACAGAUUUGUUGGCCUAAGAAUAACUGCAAAGGGUCUACAAGAGUGUUGGUCACCUGUUGAUUAAAGAAUUAAAUCUCAGCAAACUCCAGCCUGAUGGAGAAACCGAGGCAAAGAGGUUAAAGGAGAUCUCCUGAGCCCCAGAGUGUGUUGAUGUCUGUCCCCUCUCCCUACACAUGUGCACAGACUACUAGACUUCUCUGCUCUGGCUGCAGGGAAGUGGGACGCCCCUUUGGCAAUCUGUCAGUGCCAACCUGAGCCGCAUCCUUUCGCUGGGUAUUUUCUAAGCUGGCUGACAGUCCUUAAAACAAGUAUGCAGUUAAGCUGCUAAGAGAUGGAGGAAGCUAGUUUGUGCCUUGGUGUUUCUUCAGCUGUGCCAGAAGCUGACGCCCAUCUCAACAGCACCAUACUCAAUGGGCAAUAUUCAAUGAGUCAGAAGCUGCACCAGAUCACUUCCCAGCUCAGCCAUGCCUUCCCAGAGCUCCAGAACAGGCAGAACCCCGAGGAGAAGGCGUCAGUGCCACUAGAAGACAAAAGUCACAUGUCCAUAGCAAACCAGCCCAUCAGCAGCCAGAUGGCCCUGCUGGCAAACCAGCUCAAUAGAGAGGUUGACACCAGCUUGAACGGGCGUGUGGAUCUGCAGCAGUUCUUAAAUGGACAAAACCUAGGGAUCAUGUCUCAGAUGAGCGACAUCGAGGAUGACGCCAGGAAAAACCGAAAGUACCCCUGUCCCCUCUGUGGGAAACGCUUUCGAUUUAACAGCAUCCUGUCGCUGCACAUGCGAACUCACACUGGAGAGAAACCCUUCAAGUGUCCCUACUGUGACCACCGAGCAGCUCAAAAAGGCAACCUGAAGAUACACCUGCGUACUCACAAGCUUGGAAACCUUGGCAAGGGUCGUGGGAGGGUGCGAGAAGAAAACAGACUUUUACAUGAGCUGGAGGAGAGAGCGAUUCUCCGGGACAAGCAGAUGAAGAGCAGCCUCUUGCAGCCACGACCCGAUGUGAAAGCACAGCAGCACACCCAGCCGAUGCCGCUCGCAAACUGUAACUUGUCUGUGCCACCUAACCACAACACACCUGAUAUUUCAAACCCCGUUCCCUCUCCAAAGCCGGUCAGUGUCCAGGAAGAAGUUGUCGCUCAGACGGCCGGGUUCAGAUGCACGUUUUGCAAAGGCAAGUUUAAGAAGCGAGAAGAGCUGGACAGGCACAUAAGGAUCCUACACAAGCCUUACAAGUGCACUCUGUGUGACUUUGCCGCCUCGCAGGAGGAGGAGCUGAUCAGCCACGUGGAGAAGGCUCACAUAACUGCAGAGUCAGCACAGGGCCAGGGCUCCAAUGGGAAUGGGGAGCAAUCCACCAAUGAGUUUCGUUGCGAGGUGUGUGGCCAAGUGUUUAGCCAAGCCUGGUUCCUAAAAGGCCACAUGAGAAAGCACAAGGAUUCCUUUGAACACUGCUGUCAGAUCUGUGGGAGGCGAUUCAAAGAGCCUUGGUUUCUUAAAAACCACAUGAAAGUUCACCUGAAUAAGUUAUCUGUAAAGAACAAAUCUCCUAAUGAUCCUGAAGUACCUGUCUCCAUCAGCAGCAUGUCCCAGGAAGCUCAUGCAAAUUUGUAUUCAAGAUACCUGUCAUGUUUGCAGAGUGGGUUUCUUCCUCCGGACAAAGCGAGGCUAAGUGAACAAAAUCAAAUCUACAACAAAGGAGAUAUGCCCAUGAAAGAGAAAGAAGUCUUGGGGAAGCUCCUUUCGCCCAUUUCUGGCAUUGGCCACAGUAUUGCCGAAGGGGAUAAACAUUCUUUAUUGGGCUGUCUCAAUCUGGUGCCUCCUCUGAAAUCCAGCUGUAUAGAAAGGUUACAAGCUGCCGCCAAAGCAGCAGAGAUGGAUCCAGUAAACAGCUAUCAGGCCUGGCAGCUUAUGGCAAGGGGAAUGGCCAUGGAACAUGGCUUUUUGUCUAAAGAGCAGCAGAUACAGCGCAGCCACGAAGACACUUUGGCAAAUGCUGGAGUUAUGUUUGAUAAGGAGAAGCGGGAGUAUGUGUUAGUAGGAGCAGAUGGCUCUAAGCAGAAAAUGCCUGCUGAUUUGGUUCACAGCACUAAAAUGGGCAAUCAGAGAGACUUGCCAAGCAAACUAGACCCUUUAGAAGGCAGCAGAGAUUUUUUGUCACAUGGUAUGAACCAGGGACUCGAUUACAACUUACAAAGUCAUGGAAACAUAAAAGAAAAGCCAACUGAAUGCCCGGACUGCGGAAGGGUUUUUAGAACGUACCACCAAGUGGUUGUUCACUCCAGGGUCCACAAAAGAGACAGGAAAGGAGAAGAUGAAAUAAUUCAAGGUAGCCUUGAUGAGCGGCGUGGGUCUGGAAGUGAUCAAGAGUCUCAGUCUGUCAGCAGGUCAACAACACCUGGGUCCUCUAACAUUACUGAAGAAAGCGGAGUAGGUGGGGGUCUCUCGCAGACAGGGAGUGCUCAGGAGGACAGCCCUCAUCCUUCCUCACCCUCCUCUUCAGACAUUGGAGAAGAAGCUGGGAGAUCUGUAGGAGUCCAGCAGCCAGCUUUACUGAGAGACAGGAGCCUUGGUUCUGCCAUGAAAGACUGCCCAUAUUGUGGAAAAACUUUCAGAACAUCCCACCACUUAAAGGUCCACUUGAGAAUACACACAGGUGAGAAGCCUUACAAGUGUCCACAUUGUGACUAUGCUGGCACUCAGUCUGCAUCCCUCAAAUACCACUUGGAACGACACCAUCGGGAGCGACAGAACGGAGCAGGACCACUCUCUGGGCAGAGUGCAAGUCAGGAACACAAGGAUGAGACACCAAGUAAAAGCUCUGUGUUUAUUAGGCCAGACAUACUGAGAGGAGCCUUCAAGGGACUUCCUGGUAUCGACUUCCGAGGUGGCAUGGUCUCACAGCAGUGGACGUCGGGAAUGCUGUCCUCUGGAGAUCAGCAAGGACAAGCAGCUGGCAUGUCAUCUGAAGGGUCUUCAGAAAACAUGAAGGGUUCAGACAUAUCUUCCAAAGGAACACACUUCUCUGAACUUGGCCGUGCUUACCAGAACAUGGUUGGGAACGGUGUGAACUUUCAAGGAUCUUUGCAAGCUUUCAUGGACAGCUUUGUCCUAAGUUCUUUGAAGAAAGAAAAAGAGAUGAAGGAUAAAUCUCUCUCAGAUCCACUUUCAGCAAAAGCUCUGGGCUCAGAUGGCGGUGAGGAGAAGAUAAAUAGCAAGUCCUCACAGCGGAAAACAGAAAAGUCGCAAUACGAACCCCUGGACUUGUCGGUAAGGCCCGAUGCAGCCUCUCUGCCAGGUUCCUCUGUCACUGUACAAGACAAUAUUGCUUGGCAUGGCUGCUUAUUUUGUUCCUUUACAACUUCAUCCAUGGAGUUAAUGGCUCUGCAUCUCCAAGCCAAUCACUUGGGCAAGGCUAAACGUAAAGACAACAUCCUAAGCAACAACAAAGAGCAGUCCAGAGAAGUUUCAGCCUCGGUGAACAAAGUGAGCUUGCUCCCCUCCUCUGUGCAGUCCAGCAAGGAGGCAGGAGUUUCAAACAUGCUGAGCCAGCUGGACUCAGCUUCUGAGAAAAUGACCCAAGGACAAAAUAAAGAGACCCUGGGAGAGCAAAAGAGCGCUGCCUGGCCCAGCCACAUGGAAUCCACUUUUUGUAAUUUUACAACAGACUUCUAUAAGCAGUUUGGUGUUUAUCCUGGUGUUAUUGGCACGGGAACACAAAAUUCUUGCACCAGUAAUGAAUCCGAAAUAAAAACACAAUCCGAAGAUGACCCAAAUAUUCUGCUCUCUGACUCUGUAAAUAAAAGUGCUAUUGAUGACCUUUCUGACAUAGCUUCAUCUGAGGAUAUGGAAUCUUCCAAGGAAGAAAACAUUGAAGAUGAGGACAUUGACACAGAACCAGAUAUUAUGAAUAAGCAGUUGUCUGCCCAAAAUAAAGAAAGCAGUGAAGGAGGCAACAAUAUACAAAGUGCAGUCACCUCACAACCCACACAAGGGCUCGUAUCACCACUGCCACAAGCUUCGGAAAAGCAGUGGCACAGUCAGAAUCUUCUCUCCUCACACGAAACUGCACAAGAAGUGAUGAAACCCGAACAAGUUCAGGGUCCGCAGGUCCUGGAGAAGCAGAUGAACAUGUUGUCAGUCCUAAGAGCUUACAGCUCUGAUGGCUUAGCAGCCUUUAAUGGACUUGCAAGUAGCACAGCAACUAGUGGAUGUAUCAAGAGACCUGACUUGUGUGGCAGAAUGAAAUGAUAUGGAAGUUAUACAGCAGACUUUACCCCAUUACCGUGCUUUUGAAGAGGUUUCUUAGUUUCAGUUAGGAGGUCCAAGGCCAGCUUUUAGAGUACGAACUGUUCCUCUGAAUGGGAGAUCAGCACCUCGGCCCCCGCCUGGCUUUCAGACACACUUCUGGAUGUCACAAUGCCAUUUGCAUGGCAAUAUCAAACCAAACUCAUAUGGCUUGCUUCCUUUUUUUAAUUAACUGGGAAUGCCAGUGAUCCAGUGAAGUUUGCGUUGCUGGAUAAAAGGGCUGGUCUGUGAAUAGCAUUGUAUUUGCCAAAUGGUUCGCUAGUCAUUUCAGUACAAACAAAUGGAUGGUGUCUGUAAGUCUGCAAACACUGUUGACAUUUAGCCUUGUUUAUGUUACUUUCCUUUUGCUGCAUAUUUUUGGCUAGAAGAGAUACUGUCUGAAUCAACAUUGACUUCCUAAGCAGAAGCUAAGGGCCCAGUCUUGCAUCCCUCAUUCUCGAUGAGUAGCACUACUUACAUGACUAAGGAUUGCAGAAUCAGGUCCUAUGUUUAUUUGACUUUAAAUUUCAUUGCUAUUUUUAUGUAAUUUAAUUUCUUUGUAUUUUGUUGUAUCAGAAAUCGGUCAGGUGAUAAAGGUUUGGUAUCACCAUUUUGUUUACUGUUGAAAACUUUUAGUUCUUACCAUUCUUCAUACUGUGGUGUGACAUUCCCAUUCCAUUUACAUUUCUGGAAAUUAACCCCUAAAAUAUCUGAUACAGCUAAGUGCUGAGUACCUCCUAUUCCCAGAGAGACUGGAGGCAUUCAGUCCUUCCUAGCACCACAUCUGAAAGGGGGAUUGUGUUUGCAAAAGGAGGCCUUGGUAUGUGCCUUGAUUUCAGACAUCAGUGGCCAGCCGCACCAAGGCAAAUCCCUAGCACAGAAAGGCUUUUCUUUUCUUUGCAGAGACAAAAUAAUGAUGUAAGCUUAGAGCUGUAUGAUUUUUGCUCUAAGUUUCAUCUCCCAAACAAUAUAUUCUUAUUGUUUUUGUCAUAUCCAGGUCAAAUUUAAAUUAUAAUUUAGGAUUAGGCAGAGGCAUAGAGAUGUUUCCAGGUCUUUCCAAAGUGAGACAAUGCUCUGGUUUGUGUUUUGGUUCAGGAAUAUACAUUCUUGUGUCUGAGGUAUAGUAUUUCCUAUAACUACUCAUAAACAUGAGCAAUUUAGACAUUCUUGUAAGUCAAAACUAAGUGUACGAUUAAUACCUAUUAUGAGGCCGAUUUUAAACAAUUAAUUUGACAGCAAUUAUAAUUUUAUGUUACAGGCUUUCAGGAAUAAAUAACCAAAUUCAUCUUUGUAAUCUAAGGAACUUAGGAUAUCUUUAUGCAGAGAUGAUCUCGUUAUGCACAGUAUUGCAUAUCUGGAACUUCUGAGGUUUGCUCCCACCUAUCUAGAUGCCUGUAGUGCCAGGGAUAAAUAAUUACCUGAGGCUUAUUAAUUGUUUCAGCAAAGAAAAAAAUAUAUACCUUAAGUGUAAGCAUUAAUAUAUGUAUACACAAUACAUCCAAAAUAUAUAACAAACCAUCAUACUAGUACAAAAAUAGAGGUCCUGAAUAUGUUCUGUUAUUUAUGUGUUUGGCAAGCUUAGGGAAUGGACUUUAGUAUGAGUGAAAAUUCUCUUAACAUUUUUAAGGUUAUUUAUUGUCAUUUCUAUUUGAGUUUUUAAUGGUCCUGUAUUUUGUAAUGCUUUAGCAGGAAAAAAUACUGUAGUUACCUUUUUUCAUAUUCUUUAAGCAAUAUUUCUAGCUUAAUAUAUUGUGCCAGGUUUUCCAAUAUUAACCAAGAAAGACAGUAAAAUUCAAUGAACAACACUCUGACAUCCACAAUUUAAAACCUGUGAUUGAAGUGAAAUGUGUAAACUUCUAGUGGGUUAUCAUGUGCUUUGGAAUAGAGUAUUGUUGGAAGUAAUUAGAAAAUAUAUUAAGGUUUCCUGGUAAUGAAGGUAUGUAAGUUUUAAUAAUUGUUGCUUUCUGAAUAAGUGUCAAACUAUAUCUUUAAAUGUAUAUGGAGUUACAAGUUAGGUCACUUCUGAAUGGAAUGUAAAACAAUACUAAAAUGCUUCAAUAACUUAUCUCAGUGUUGCUAAUAAAAAAAAAAGCUGUUAACCAUUA